AAAGAAUUGUAUGAACAAAGUAUGAACAUAAUUGUAAAUGGGUUAUAAGUGUAAAUUGCCUUUUCAACAGUGCAAUAAAGGGUGGGGAGAUAAAACCUGAACCAUGGAGCUCGCGCUUUUGCCAUGUAAGAGGAUGGUGAGAAAGGCUGGGAGAUUGCUAUCUCAGUGACGUGCAUACAAGGCAAUAUUUCAAUGCGCCAGCAGAACAGAGCAUCAAGAACAUCACCUGAAAACCACCUGAAGAUCAAAACAUCAACCAGUGAACGCCAUCACUCUGAGCAGGCAAAAGGAUUAUCAGAAGCUAUCCUAUAUGCAUUUUUAUUUUUGUGAAAUUGUCAGAAAUUUACAUAUUAUGAUACGCGCGCAAGCUCGUGGACUCCAAAAAAACUUUAAAGGGGUUUUAAAAGCGCAGGAAAAUCUCCAUAGAGUUUCUCUUCUGGGGAAUCAAUAAACCAGGAAAACAAACUGCAGAGUUGUUGUUUCUGGCGACGCGUAAACCCAAGCUGACAGCAAAGAUGAACAUCCAAAACAGCAGUGAUUUAGAGAGACCUGAGAUCAACAUAGACUUUGAUGCACCUGAAAAAUCAUUAUUCGGCAUUGGCACCGACAACUUCGUCACUCUUCUGAUUUUCGGACUCAUUUUUUCUCUGGGUGUCCUGGGAAACUCUCUGGUCAUCACCGUCCUGGCGCAACGCAAACCUGGACAGCACCGCAGCACCACCAACAUUUUCAUCCUGAACUUGAGUAUCGCAGAUCUGUCGUAUCUUCUCUUCUGCAUCCCGUUUCAGUCAACAGUCUACAUGCUGCCCACCUGGAUCCUGGGUGCCUUUAUUUGCAAGUUCAUCCACUACUUUUUCACAGUGUCCAUGUUGGUGAGCAUCUUCACUUUAUCUGCCAUGUCGGUGGACAGGUACAUCGCCAUCGUGCACUGCAGGAAGUCGUCGUCGAUCAGAGUUGCGCGGCAUGCAUUGAUCGGGGUGAUGGUUAUAUGGGUGCUGUCUUUCGCCAUGGCCACCCCUGUUGCCUAUUACCAGGGCAUCGUGGAAAGCGAGGAUAACAGUACGUUUUGCUGGGAAGUGUGGCCAGACCACAGCAGGAGGAAAAUUUAUGUGGUGUGCACAUUUGUGUUUGGAUAUGUGCUGCCGUUGAUUCUGAUAUCUUUCUGUUAUGCUAAGGUCCUCAAUCAUUUGAAUAAAAAACUGAAAAAUGUUUCCAAAAAGUCUGAAGCAUCUAAAAAGAAGACUGCUCAGACAGUGCUGGUGGUUGUGGUGGUCUUCUGCCUCUCCUGGCUGCCCCAUCACGUGGUUCAUCUCUGGGUCGAGUUCGGCUCCUUCCCCCUCAACCAGGCGUCCUUCGUGUUCCGGGUGGCCGCUCACUGUCUAGCCUACAGCAACUCUUCAGUUAACCCUGUUAUAUACGCGUUCCUCUCGGAGAACUUUAGGCAGGCGUAUAAGCAGGUUUUUCGUUGUCAGGUUACUUCUGAAUGUCCCACGAAUGAAGCCAGAGAGAUGAAGAGCAAGAUGGAGGCAGGGCCAUCCACCAAUUGCACAACCGUGUAACACCUGCGGCUGUAAUGCUUGUCAUAUUCAUGGAGAAGACAAGGACCUUGAUUCGAACUGAGCAUAAUUCAUCACUGUUUAAUGUUGGUCAAUGCGUUGGUUAUAUUAUUGGUACAUUUGAUGAAUUAAGCCUUGUGUGAUGAUGAUGAAAAUAUGCAUUUUCUCUGUGCUUACUCAUGAUGAUGUAAUUAUGGGUGUAUCAUUUGUUAGAGAUCUAAAAUAGUGAGAGUAAAAAUAGUCUGAUCUGAAAUUUUAUAUUGGUCUCCUUCAGAAUUAAAUGUAUCCAAACAAGAUUUCUGUUCAAGUUGAAUUUAAGAAGUGAUGUCACAAUCUUCCCCAAGCACCUCAGUAUAAGAUGACUCCAGCCGACCCAUCACUUGAGGAAUAUGAAAUGAACAUCAUUACGAUUAAAAUUGAUAAGUGUCCUUAACUUUGAUGGGAACUCAGAAACUCAAUCUACAUGCGUUACACUAAGUGCACACUCUGGACUGAAAAAUCCAAUCAUAAGAUGCUGAACUGCCCUAGGGUCACGAUAAGUGGUUAUGUAUAUCUGUUCAUUUAUUCACACAAGAGACAUGACAAGAUUGCUGCUGGGAUAAAUGUACCUGAAUUACUGAUAAUGGAUUAUACUGUAAGAAGGUCGUGCAGGCUGCAUUGUCACGAUCUCUCAACUCACGUGGAGGAGGGGGGUGUUAUUGAAAAAUGUACUUUAAUAUUUUAGUUGAUGACACUGACAUAUAUAAAUAUAUUUACAACUGUAUUUUAUCGUCAUGUGCUGAUGGUUUUUGUGAUGUGUAGUAAAGUUCUUUCAUGU
Molecule: messenger RNA, 2373 nt
Organism: Misgurnus anguillicaudatus (oriental weatherfish)
Lineage: Eukaryota; Metazoa; Chordata; Actinopteri; Cypriniformes; Cobitidae
Gene: galr1a
Product: galanin receptor 1a
Biological process (GO): negative regulation of adenylate cyclase activity; G protein-coupled receptor signaling pathway; positive regulation of cytosolic calcium ion concentration
Cellular component (GO): plasma membrane
Molecular function (GO): galanin receptor activity
Source: RefSeq, a predicted model, not a curated record